Messenger RNA from Colletotrichum orchidophilum, 183 nucleotides. RefSeq lists its product as uncharacterized. The record is from RefSeq and is a predicted model, not a curated record. The coding region runs from base 1 to 183 and encodes 60 amino acids. The transcript is spliced from 4 exons. Lineage: Eukaryota; Fungi; Ascomycota; Sordariomycetes; Glomerellales; Glomerellaceae.
AUGACACAAGUCGCACAGAACGUUACCAGCCGGUACCUCAAGAAGGCCAGCCUCCAACAGCUCCUCGAGAAGAUCUUCCCAGGGCACACCAACUUUGACAUUGAAAUGAGAGAUGACGUUUGGCAUUUCAAGGCACCGAAGGAGGUUGACACUGAUGCCAUAGAUGCCGUGCGAGAUCAGUGA